Tricharina praecox is the source of this 3066-nucleotide messenger RNA. RefSeq lists its product as uncharacterized. The record is from RefSeq and is a predicted model, not a curated record. NCBI's taxonomy places the organism in Eukaryota, Fungi, Ascomycota, Pezizomycetes, Pezizales, Pyronemataceae. Bases 123 to 2831 code for a protein of 902 amino acids. The transcript is spliced from 6 exons. Gene Ontology annotation, biological process: mitotic G2 DNA damage checkpoint signaling; DNA replication initiation; mitotic DNA replication checkpoint signaling.
AUUAUACUUCGCGUCGCCCCGUCCAUCCCAUCCUAGCUUUGAACCUUCACAACACGCUUUCGGUGACCUCACGACAACUCACAUAUCGACCGAUCUUCACAGGACCCAUUCAUACUGUCAUCAUGGCCGACGAUGCCGAGAUAAUGCGGUCGCACCACCCUCUCCACCGGAUGGUACUCUGUUGUACCUCAGUGGAGAUGACCGAACGAAACGAGAUCCAAAGGCAGUGCGAAGACAUGGGCGCGCGCCACAUCCUCGAUCUGACAUCGGAAGUUACCCACCUCAUCUGCGGCGAACUCUUCUCUCCCAAAUACCGCUAUGUGGCGAAGAUGCGCCCGGACGUGAAGGUAAUGACGACGAAGUGGGUCGAGGCAAUGUACAGGCAGUGGAUCGACGGUGAAGAUAUUGAUCCGCAGAUGUUCGAGGCGGAGCAUCGCCUGCCUGUGCUCUACAACCUCAAGAUCUCGGUAACGGGCAUUGCCGAUGUCGCGGAACGCAAACGGAUCGAAGAGAUAUGUCAGCAAGAAUCGGCAGCCUACCAUCCUGACCUCACGUAUGCAGUCUCGCAUCUCAUUGCCGCCGCGCCCACGGGCAAGAAAUACGAAUUCGCACGAGCCCAUAGAAUGACCGUAGUGACACCGGAAUGGCUGGCGGACAGUCUUGAGCGUGGUAUGGCCCUAGACGAAAAAUGCUACGAUCCUUUAUUGCCGCCGGAAGAAAUUGGUGUCGGUGCGAAGCCUUCCAAGUCCUCGGUGCAGACGGUGGUGGCAGAGUUCCGUGGGAAACGGAAGAUCCGAAAAGCCACACAGGACAAGCUCGGAGGACAGAGUCAAUCACUUUGGGACGAUAUCGUGGGUCAGGCUGCGAAUGUUAAGCCAGUGAAGCGGGACGAGUGGGAGGAUGGCCUUAAUCAGGCGGAUGGUGUGCCCAGCGAUAAAAGGGAUCGCCGGGAAUCGGGCUUUGAACCCAUGGCCGUAGAUCGACCGGUGCCCGCGAGGGGAGGCAUGUUCGCCAAUGCGUGUUUCUGGAUCUGGGGGUUUGAAGAUAAACAAUUGGCCGCCCUCAAAUCGGCGCUGGUACCCCACGACGGCACCAUUGUCAAUUCACUCAACGAGUUGAGUGCAGCUUCCCAGUUCAUCUGGAAGCUUGUAGUGGUCCCCCGUGAGAAGCGCGUGAACGAAUGUCCAAAAAUACCAGAGGAUCAAGACAUGGUCACCGUCACGGAAUGGUGGUUGGAAUCAUGCCUUCAUUACAAGAAAUUUGUCACACCGAUGGGAGACUUCACGACUAUGCCAAUUGAAGAGUUCGCAAUAGAAGACAUGAAAGAAAUGGACAUUUGCAUCACCAAUUUCACUGGGAUAGACCUCUUGUACUAUCCACGCUUAGUCCGCCUUCUGGGUGCAAACUUCCAUGAAGUGCUCCGGAAGAACAGAUCACUGCUCAUAACCAACGACUCACGAGAGGAUGGAAGCCCAAAGAUCUGCUACGCUCACGCCAAUAAUAUCUCGGUGGUGACUGGAGAAUGGCUGGUUGAAUGUCUCAAGCAGCAUAAAAAGCUCUCCUACGAAGAAUAUCUCAUCAAGCCCCCAGGCAAGGGGUCCCUUCUAGGCGACAAGUUCAAGAGGAAGCCCGAAACUGAGCUGGCAAGCGCGAGUAAAAGGACUGCACUUGAGUCUCAGCCACCGAGCGAUAAUGGGAGCGGUGAAGGUAAAAACCCUCAACAACCGAACCCCAGUCAGAGCAUCCUAAGUGAGGGCGAGUCCAAGAGAAUGGAGGGAAAGAAGACCUUGAAUGGGUGCACUGUAUGCGUCAGCAAACAGCUCAAGAAACGUAAAGAGGAGCUGGAGAAAAUUGCUAGAGAACUCGGUGCACAGGUUCUCGCCACAUUCGACGAGAACACACAAUUAACUCAUCUUGUACAUUGGUCUUCCCCUGGUAAACCUUUGAUGCUGUCAAAAGAGUACCGCAUAGCUUAUUCGAUCGCUGAUUGCCUGAUCGUUACUGGCGAUUGGCUGUAUAAGUGCCGGGAAGCAAUGGCACGAGUUGAUGAGAAGGGUUUCCAUCCCGCCGGUGAGCCAACUGCCGCAUCGAAAGAUACCGGGGACUCUAAGAACGUCCUCGCCAUUGGACAGGCAGUUCCCCUCCCUCAUAUUCCCAAAGUGCCAUUUGCACAGCACCUGGAGGAUAUGAAGACGAGCUUCCGUCCGGAACCAACAUCUCCUCGUCCCAUGUCUCCUGCCCCUCGCAGAAAUACUGGCGAAAACGAUCCCAUUCCUUCCGUAAUACCUACUCCUCUCGCCGAAUGCGCCGAAACCAGAGUCAAUGAGAUUUCAAGCUCCUCAUCCGGCGGCUCAACGAACCUCCCAGAACGCAAAAGCAGCAACCUCUCCGGUAUAUCCGAGAUCCUAGGGAAGCUGGGCAAAGAUGAACUCCUGGCGUCCUCCAAUGCGCACAAAAAGACGCGGGGCCGCCUACAAGGCAAAGCGGUGGCUGGCAAGCAGCGCGUGUUUUCACGCACUCCAUCCGGCACCUCAAAAGUUGGUGACCAGUCCGAUCUCCCCGCUAUUACGCCCUCGACUCCUGUCGAACCAUCUCGGCUGGAGCCUACGCCCGAGGAACAACUCGUCCAGAGCCAGGCGUUGGGAUAUAACUACGAGGAAACUCACAUGGAGAAGAAAAUUGUCAGGGCGAAGCUGGAUAAGUCUGCGCCGGUUGAAACGUCCAGGGCUGUCAAGGCGUCGAGAGUACAGAAGCCUAGGGGUGCAGUAGACUUGGUGCCGACGCCGAGGAGAAGUGGGAGGAGGAGCGGUGGUGGGCUCGAGGGAAUUUAAGGGUUUCUAGGUAUCGGAAUUCGGUGGUACGGUACUGAUUGCUCGGUUGUUGGACAUUUCAUUGAUGGCGUUUGAAUCUCUUUUUUCUUUCUUACUUUUCCACAUAUAAACAGCAGGCGUUUGUUUUUCCUGCCUUUGCUUGGUCUCUGAGGCAGCUUUGUCUCUAGACUACGAUCUACGACGUGCAAAUGUUUUUUUUAAGGGGAGUACAUAAUUUUAAUGAAAAUUGACGAGU